Molecule: messenger RNA, 1306 nt
Organism: Ichthyophthirius multifiliis
Lineage: Eukaryota; Ciliophora; Oligohymenophorea; Hymenostomatida
Exons: 2
Source: RefSeq, a predicted model, not a curated record
GUAAAUAAAAAAUAGUAAAAAAUAAAAUAAAAGGAAUAAAAAAACAAAAAAACAAAUAUGAUUAUAAAUAAUAAUAUUAAAUAAAACAAAACAAUAAUAAAUCAAAAAAAUUAAAAUAAAUAUUUAAUUAUUGAAAAUUAGGGAGUGGAGCAUUUGCAACUGUAUACAAAGGAAUAAAUUUAUAAACAUAAGAUUACAUAGCUAUUAAAUAAAUAUAAUCUAGAACUUUUUAGUUAUAACCUGAAUUAUAUAAAUUAUUUAAAUUCGAAGUUGAUGCAUUGAGUAAAAUUAAAAAUUAAAAUGUUGUAGGAUUUGUAGAUUAUUUCUAAUAUUUUGAUUCUCAUUAUUUAGUUUUAGAGUAUUGUACAGAUAAAGAUCUUGAUUAAUUACUAAAAAUAAGAAAAUUUAUUAAAGAAGAUGAAGCUAUUUCAUAUUUUAAAUAACUCCUUAAUGGUAUAAAAGGUUUACAUGAGUUUAAAAUAGUACACCGAGAGUAAAAUAAAAAAAAUCAGAUAAAAAAAUAAUAAUAAAUUAGUUUAAAAUGUCCAAAUAUUCUUAUAAAAAAUUCAGUAUGGAAAAUAGCGGAUUUAGGAUUUGCAAAAAGCCUUGCAGGAAUAGAUUUAACUAAAACAGUUUUAGGAACUCCUUUAACAAUGGCUCCAGAAGUAAUGGAAAAACGACAAUAUGGAUUAGAAGUUGAUGUAUAUAGUUUAGGAGUUAUUUUCUAUUAAAUAUUAUAUAGUAAUUAUCCUUUUAAAGGAAGAAAUGAAAUAGAGUUAUUAAAUAAUAUUAGAAAAGGAGGAUUAAUUAUAGAAACUAAUAUAUAAUAAAUAUCAGAUGAAAUGAAAUCAUUAAUAAAAUCAAUGCUUUAAUAUGAUAGAAAUUAAAGAAUUAAAUGGGUAGAUAUAUAUAAUCAUAAAGUAUUUAAUGAUAAAUUAACAAAUAAAGUAUUAUAAGUAUAGGAUAUUAAUGUUUCCAAUUUUAUUAUUAAUUCCAAUAAAAAAUUCUAUGAAUAAUAUUAAUAAUAGUAAUAACCUAAUUUGUUUCCUCCAAAUCAAGUAAAUAAUAAUGUUUAUGAUAAGUGUUUAUUUAAUAAUAAUAAUAACGAUAUACAAUAAAUGAAAUAAAAUAAUUUAGUUUAAGCAUAAUAAAAAUAUGAGAAGCUUGUAUUGGAAAAUUAACACAAUACGUAUGCUUUAAAUUAAUAAAAAAAUAACUGUGAAUAGUAAUUAAAAGAUAUAUAAAAUUAAAAAAAUCAACCUCUAAUGGUAAAUAAUUAAUAUAUAAUAAAUAAACCAGAAUAAUA